Molecule: messenger RNA, 2318 nt
Organism: Dermacentor andersoni
Lineage: Eukaryota; Metazoa; Arthropoda; Arachnida; Ixodida; Ixodidae
Source: RefSeq, a predicted model, not a curated record
AUUUCUCUGCCUUACUUAAUCAACCACACUUGUAUUCCGGCCUGUACACGUGCGCAGCGAGGCCACAAUCGAAGCGGAAUGACUUGGAUUGCGCUGAACGCUUUAGUGACCUAUUCGAGAACAAGGAUGCGGAAGGAUUUCGCAUCAAAUGAGAGAACACCUUUGACCCUCAAUCAUCUUGAUGGGCUCUGGGUGCAUUGGGAAAGCUAAUUUAAUUUGCCUUCCGGACAUUGACAUGCCGUGACUGAUCGCGCGAAAAAAUUCACCGCACGUUUGCCGGCUUCAGUUCGUACUGAGUAGAUUAUAGCGGCACUCUCUAUUUGCCGUCAGCGAAACCGAGUAUAUCGCAGUCCGUGCCAAUGCGUGUAGCGGUAGCCCUCUUUACUGGGCGCCUGCUACAUGGCCGCUCCAGAGCGACCAGGGGAAAGUGGUUUUGCUGUUGGCGUUUCAGUUGAGCCGUAUGGCGAAGGCGCGCGCUUACGCGUCUACGGCGAAAGCAUGUAAGAGGCGCUUCCUGUGUGCGCUGGUUUGCCUUAUUCCACCACUCUAAGUGCAUGACCAUGGAAAUGCAUCGAUGAAAAAAACUCGGGAUCGGUACAGAAAGACAUGGCGUCCUGCCAGCCCGACGAGAAACCUCAUUUGUGCAGCAAUGAAAAGAAUAAGCUGAAUGUGCCGACAUCGUUCCGAUUAGUGUAUCCUUCGAAAGGACUUUCGCCGCCGAAUCUACGUAAGCCUUGUUCGCAAGUGUUGUUGGUCGUCUUACCUUUCGUCAAAGCUGACACAAGUGUCCGCGACGAGUGAUCCCGAUAUCUUUAAAGGGGCACUAAAACGAAAGAAUAAAUCAGUUGAGACUAAUUGUUUGGGAACCCUGCAGGCAGUCAUUUCAAAAUAAUAGUUUGACUAUUAGAUGAAAAAAAUGAACGUCCAAGUACCAAUAUUUGAAUUUCGCGCCGGAAACCCGACGGCGGUGACGCCAGGUAUUCAAAAGUAUGUUUUCGCAUUUGGGCCGCGUUGGCGGAGUAAAGGUUCCUGAAACUUGCCAUGUUUAAUAUUUGGUUCCUUUAGAACACAAUGUAGUCAAUCUGUACCACUGUAUAAUUAAGUAGGCUCUCGAAAAUGCCAUCAACAUCCAUGCCGUCACAGCGAGCAGGUGCGGGAACUAGUCACUGGAAAAAAUUUCAGAGUACCGCAAAGGUCGGGAUUUGACUGGCAACACUGAGCGGCCACCGCCAUAUACCUUCCAAGCCGACUGCGUCGCGGGAAGGCCGCCGUGUUGGAAGAGCUUGAUAUUCGGUGACACAUUCGGUUGAGUGUUUACUGAAGUACAAACACUUUGUGCCCGGAGAUAAUGGUUGCUAAGAACGAAAAUAAAAUGUUAUUUUGUGCGAAGUAAUGCAGGCUGUGGUUGUUUUGCACGCCGAUCGUGUUUACUGCUGGAACUGUGCUAUGAUAGUGGGCAGCAGCUUAGCGCUGCUAUCGGGAGCUUAUGCACACGUUUUUUUUUUUUUUUUCCCCUUCCGCGGAGCGAGCUACGAAGGAACCAUUUCGUCACUUCGAGCCGGAAUGAGGCGAGCUUGUGCUUUUGGGCAUGAACAUCGUGGACCGCCGUCGGCUUCUAUUGAAUGGUUCCAAGCCGGAUGAAACUAACACCUGACAGUGUCACAGCGGCUGGACCAGCCGACCUGGAGGUUGGCAUCAAGUGCAUGGACCACUACUUGGGCGGCAGAGGCGGCGAGACGUUGGCGGCGGCCCGCAGGUGCUUCUCGUCUUCCGAAGCCUCGCUGGCCGACCUCUGCCUGCAGCACACCGAGGUGGGCACAUGGAAGGCCAACAACUCGCUGCCGCCACCGUCACUCACAGGGAUCAUCAGCCUCUCGGGUCUCACGAAGAUGAUGUGCAUCGUGGGCGAGAGCAAGGCCAACGUCCCGAGGUGGCAGUCUGGCUUUUCUAAAUGCUUCCCGAAAGAGGAGGACUGGAUGGCAUCACAAAAAGCGCUGUGGUUUAUCGCGAGAUACCUGCUGUCAAAACAAUGAAACUCCACCGCAUCAAGCUUCCUCACAGAAUGGAAAGGUCCCACAUGAAGGCACAAACAGAGGACCAGGCUCUGCCCAGUAUUAUGCCAAAAAGAAAGCGGGAUGUCGCCAUGUUCACCUGUACAUAACAUAAUAUCAUUCUCUUGUUAAUUUAAUAUUUAAGCCACCUGUGUACAGCUUGUUAGGUUACUGUUAUUUCAGACGCCACUGCAGUAGGCUGAGCUGUCAGAAGCUUUCCUCGAAGCUUUCUCUCUCUUGGAACAUUAAAGUGGAUGUGACCACAAG